Messenger RNA from Mesorhabditis belari, 636 nucleotides. The record is from the annotation of a GenBank genome assembly. Lineage: Eukaryota; Metazoa; Nematoda; Chromadorea; Rhabditida; Rhabditidae.
AUGGAUGCCCGUUCGGCGAUCGCUGACACAAUGCUGAUGGCGAUGUCGACAGCGAUUCACGCGGUGCCGAGAAGAUCCUCCCGGCGUCUCUCCGACUUCUCAGACAUCGCCCAUUUAACCGUUUCGUUUAACGGAAUCUCUUUGACUCCGCGACAACACAAAUUGAUCAAAAACGGUUACGAGCGUUGGCGAAGAGAAAGCGAGCAAACAGCCGGUGAAUGGACACUGGAUUAUGUGGCGAGAAGGGAUUCACAAUUGAGACUCGACUUUGAGCGUCAUCGUGAGUUAGCGAAAAUUCACGCUGCCGCUAUUACCGACGUUUUGGAUAUGGCUGUCGAAUCGGUUGAGGCGCUGGAUGACUCUCUGGGCCCUUUGCUUGUCAGUUACUCAAGUCAGAAUGGGGUCCUUGAGGAGAAAGAAUGCUUUGAUCGAAAUUAUUGGUCACGAGUCUCGGAAGCAUUGUGUCAACUAGCCAGACAGUUCCCGAUCAAAACACACAAAUGGGAUACGGUGGCCGCUUGGCGUAUCGUGAUCCUUUUCAUCGUCAACAAAAUCGACUACGGCUUUCAGUUGGAGAAAAACGGCGCCCCAUCGCUCACUCAACAACACUCAUUCGACAAUCCAGCUUAUAAAGGA